CUCAACAGCCGGUCGACUGGCAGAUGCUCGCCCAACAGCGCUUUGCCGAUCUGCAGCUGCCGCCUCAGCCCGUGCAGUCACCACAUGUUCCAUCUCCGCUCUCAACGCCCUCGAAUGCUGGAGGCAACUCUCCCGUCGACUACUUCAGCAUGCAAUCCAUGGCACCUCCGCAGCAGCAACAGUGGCCUGUGCCGCCUUAUCAAGGCCAAACAUUGCCAGGCUCGUAUGUCGACAGCACUUUUGUUCCCCAAGUCAAGGCCGAGGCUAACGGCGCAUUGCCCUAUGACGCGCUUUACAGCCAGGACGGCGGCUACCUGCAAGACCCUUCCCAGUUCGAUAUAGGUCAAUACGUACCGCAGCGAGGCCUGGAAGCUGGCGGGAUGACUGGCUGUGACCGGAACAAGCCCCGCGGCCGUCAAUCAGCGGCCAAGCGCGUAGGCGCAUGCGCCCGUUGUCGGCGGCUCAAGAUGAAAUGCACGUUCACCAACCCGUCCGACGACAUAUGCUCGCGUUGCACUGCCGGCAACUACGAAUGCCACUUUCCAGGUCGCAAGCCACGUUCUCCUGGCAUGCGGGUGGUGCUGCAGCAGCAAAUUCGAGAGAAAAAUGCUAUGAUCGACAAGGUUCUCAGCCAAGUCAACCCUGGUCCCACGAUGCCGACGCCGCUCACCCUCGUACCCGCACGACUCCCGCUGUCUGAAGAGGAACGCAACAAGUACCGCGAUGUUCUGGCAUACAUUGAACGAUCAACUACACAGGCUGCGGCCCGCAUUGGCGGCGAUGGUCGCCCCAAGUUCGACAUCUCGGCACUCGAGGACCCCUCAGAGGUAGACUCUGAGAGCGACGAGGAUAUGGAAGGCCUCACUAGCCCCAAGAGGGGGUUAUCGCCCAAGGGUGAGAUGCGGCCAAUGGACUCCAUCCUCGAGGUCGCGGCCCCCACGGGUAUGAUGGCCAUCGCCGCUCUGGAGACGAGGAACAUCGCUAGCAAGGGCAGCGUGGUCGAUUCCUCCACUAGUGAAGGAGGUUCUUCUCACAAGUCGGCCCCCGACGGCGGUAUUGCGAACGAGUCGUACUUUCUUCCAGGACCGGCCACCAACCUGGAGCUUCGUCGUCUCAUUGUCGAGCGCCAAGCUGCCCCGGACAUCCUGCUCUCCGGGCUCGUGACGCCCGACGACGCCGCAGCGCUGUUUCAAAUCCACUAUCAGUGGAUAAACCCAAUCAUUCCAAUCCUGGACGAGAACAUACACACGCCGGCUACCGUCCUCGCGCGAUGCCCGUUCCUCUUCACCAUCAUCUGCACGGUCGCCUCGCGCUACUACGAUGAGAAGCCCCACAUCCACGGCAUGGCCAUCCACUUUGCGAAGGCGGCCGCUGCCAAUGCCAUCAUCGACGGGUGGAAGACCGUCGAGAUGUGCCAGGCGUUUGCGCUCUGGAGUGUCUACAACCCCCCUGCCCGGCGCUGGGAGGAGGACCGCGCAUGGUGCUACACCGGGAUUGCUUUCCGGCUUGCAACUGAGCUCAGCCUGAGCCGUAUCCCUGAUGGACAGCCCCCCGACGAGCGACAGGAACGCGAGAUUCUCAACCGUACCCGCAUGUGGCUGAUGUGCUACAUCAUGGAUCGCUGCCUGAGCAUCCAGUCGGGCAAGGCGUGGAUGGUCCAAGAGGACGUGACCGUUCGCAACGUGUCGCAGUGGCUUCAGCGCUACAAGUACCACAACGCGUGCGACGGCUACCUCACCAGCCUGACGGAACUCCUCUGCAUCAUGUCGCGCUUCGUGGGCACGGUGAACCCCGCGUUCGGCACGAGCUCCGUGGAGUCCGUCGGGGACAUCGACUUCGGUGCCCUUUACAAGGCAUAUGACGAUGAGCUCCUGUCGUGGAAGAGCGUCAUCGAUGACCGGCACAAAGGCGAGAAGGCGGCCAAAGACCCUGGUGUGGUGAUGCAAAUCACGCUCAUCAACUGCGUUUACAAUUAUUGCCGCCUGGUCAUCUGCUGUUGCGGCAUGCAGCUCAUGACUAAGCGCCCAUCGAAGAAGCCUAAUGAGCUGUUUGCAGGGUGCGUCCAAGCGGCGACCACCCUAGUGAAGCUCAUGGUGGAAGACUUCGCGCCUACCGGGUUCAUCCGCUAUUUCCCCGAACUGAUCUACGUCCAUGCCGCGUUUGCUGCGGUGGUUCUCAUGAAGUGCCUAAGGCCCGAGUUCAAUGCACUUCUCGACAUCCAGCAGGAGGAGCGCAUCAUCGAGCUCGUCAAGAAGCUCUUCGAGGCGUGGGCGUCGGACAAGAUGUCCACCGAUGAAAAGCAGAACACCCAGCUUUACGCUCGCUUCCUGAAGCAGCUUAUGGAUCCCCACAUCGCCCGCCUAGACGCGCGGAAGUCUGGCGCCGCACAGCGAAAUGGACCGGCCCAUACGAACGGGCACGUCUCUCCAAACCAGUCGAUUUCUCCCAUCACACCUGACUCCGCCACCUCCUUGUUCCCUGGGCUCCCUGGGCAAGACCCCGCGGGGACGCUCGGGAACCUGUACGCGACGGACCUGGACGUCACCAAGGCGGCAGCCGAGCUCGCAGCAGCAGGCAUGAUGCCCAACGGGGACGGCACCUGGGACCAGUUCUUCCCGCCCGCAGACGGCAGCGGCAUGAACCUCCCGGACGUGAGCGUCCCCUGGAGCGGCAGCAUGGCGGGCGGCAUGAAUGCCGACGAGUGCCUCGCCGCCAUGAUGGGACUUGGGAACGAGACAUGGUUCCUGUGAGCGCGUCGCCCAAGCACUUCUCUUGCAAUCGAUACGUCCUACCAUGCUCUCCCCCUCGCCUAUCCUUCUUGCUCUGCGGCCCCUGGUGGACUUUGUUGGAAUCGCGGCUACUUCCGUGUAUUAUAUGUACCUGACUCGCUUCGUUUCGUCUCGCCUCGUUUCGUCUAGUCGCCAUCUCUCGCGCCGCGUCCACUGUAUCGUUGUGUAAAUUAUGUUAUUGAUGUAGAGUAUGUGCUUUCGAGCUGCGCUAUCUUCUGUGUAUAUGAUAUAUAACCUUUGCCGUGAAGCCCUCCUGAAUCCCACGCCAUUGGAAGCGUCGAACUACGGGAGCUCUUCAACAGCCACCGACCUCCUCGGUGGGUUCGCUCCCUGAUCGUAGGAUUCGCCAAGCGGAAGGGAUGUCGCGGAGUUCGGGUCCCAUAUGGCCUAGGCACGGAGGGCAGGUCGAGGGUCCGUAGCGGAACUUCUUUAAUAGAGACAAGACGACCGACUCGGUCAGCGAGGACGAAUAGUGAAGUGCGGCCUGGGAACACAUCCGCAACUCCGAUAGUGCUCGGCGAAGGGCAUGCAGAAAUAUCCGUACCACGACAGACGAUCUUCCACACGCACCGCAGCGGGCUUCUCCUGCCACCCAGAGCAGUUGCCAUCGCUCGUCUCCCGUCUCCGUGGGUAGGGCGUGACUGAAAGUGUCUCCCGGUGGCGCGAGGCGCGGCGGCGACCGUAAAUGCGCGCGGUGGUUCGAGGCGGACAGGAGCAAUGGAGCCCACGCCAGACGGCUGCAGUCAUGGCGCGACGGCCCUGCCUUUUGCCGCGGCGAGCCAGCGUGAGUUCCGUCAAGAGGGCCCCACUCCGCUGGUCCGCUAGGCUGCGCCGUUCUGUUCUGUUGGGCCGUUCCAGUCGACGAGUUCGGGCUCCGACUCGUGAGUGUGCAGAAGCCGCACCGCGGCGUCCCCAUACAUUCAGAGGGCGAUAGCGGAGCGAGGCCCCGACGUACGUCCGCUGAGACCCAUGUCGGUGAGAGCACGCCGUACGUCCGCGGUAUUCAGGGGGGAAAUCAGAUGCUGGUCCAGAACGGGCAGGCUAACAAGUUGGCGGCCGUCGAGGGACCUGCCGGACAGGAACGUGUCCCGCUCCAGGUACGCCAGAUACAGUACGCGCGCGAAGCGGUGUCUUUCGAUUGCGGCACUGUUCAUUAUGGCAGGAUUAGGUUUCGCGCUAGGCCGAGUGGAUCUGACCAUCCGUCAGAGAUUUGGUUGGCUGUCGCCUCCGUGAUGCAGGGUCGUCGAGACUGCGAAUAAGGUCAGACAUAAUUAGACGAGAGUAUGGCAGAAGCUGGCACGAGGGUCGUAUAAUGGCGCCCUUGCCCCUUGGCGGCACACUGUGCUGAUAUGGCGGUUCUUUCGACAUAUGGAACGCUUAGUCCCAGGUGACAGAGCAGGUGCUGGCACCAAAGCCUCCGUGGUGUUUGUACCACCAUUCUACAAUCCAUCGGACGUUCCGGGGCACGGUCAUGGGUUUUACAUGAGACGACUCCUGGCCCACCGAAUGUGGUGUGAAUCGUGCUUCGCGCGUAGAUACGGUGGGAGUAUCUCUCAACUAGAGCGGAGUAGAUGAUCGUCUUCGCAAGGGGCUGCACACCACGACGACCGCUCCAGAGGUACAGGAAGAGAACGACGGCGACUUGGAUGUAUGCGCCCUCGCAGACCUGCUUGGACCUCCGCCGUGUCCGGCUCCACUCCGUACCUGAGUGCUGUGGGCACAUGUGUGCGCGUUGUGCACUGCGCGGUGGAGUGCGGGGGCCGCAGGCCAGGCCAACGGUCCCCGGGCGGUGCGACGAUCUCCGGUAAGACGACUUCCAAACUCAGCGCGCCCUUUUCCCGCGACUGCCAUCUUCAACGAGCUCCAGCCUGAGCUCACCAGCGUCCUCGUCCUCGCCUCCACCUUUGUCCUCCGGCUCCAAGAAAGAGCCAUCCCAGUCGCACCAUGUCGUCCCGAAGCAAGCGUCGCGCAGAGCCCGAGCCGGAGAAGAAGAGCAGGAGCAAAAAGGCGAAGCGCGACGAGUCCGACGACGACGACUUCGAUAUUAGCGAUGCGGCCUCUGAGGAGGAGAUCGACCAAGACUCGCUGGCCGCCAUCAGCACCGAGAACAUCAUCACGACGGGGCGCCGGACGCGCGGCAUCCGCGUCGACUACACCAAAGUGAAGGGAUUUGACGACGAGGACGAUGAUGACGAGGACGAGGUGCCGGACAAAAAACGCAAGAAGGCGAAGCCGUCCAGUUCGUCGUCCAAGGCCAAGGCCAAGCCCGCCGCGAAAGCACCGCCCAAACCAGCUGCGAAACCGGCCAGCUCAUCGAAGAAGGCCAAAAAGGUCAUCGAGUCCGACGAGGAAGAGGAGCAGGCAGAGGAGGAAGAGGAGAGCGGCUCAGACAAGAAAGACGAGGACGAAGAGGAAGAGGACUGAUGCACGGAACGAUCGAGAUUUCGUAUGUUGCGCCACAAUCAAGGCGAAGGCUCAUGGCGGCAAGUUCACAUGUACAACAGUGUAUUAUACAAAGAGUGUGUUGUACACGAGGCUCUGUUACUCAAAUAUCCUACAACUUCGAACGACC
Molecule: messenger RNA, 5361 nt
Organism: Trametes versicolor FP-101664 SS1
Lineage: Eukaryota; Fungi; Basidiomycota; Agaricomycetes; Polyporales; Polyporaceae
Exons: 21
Coding region: 24-2750 (908 amino acids)
Biological process (GO): DNA-templated transcription; regulation of DNA-templated transcription
Cellular component (GO): nucleus
Molecular function (GO): zinc ion binding; transcription cis-regulatory region binding; DNA-binding transcription factor activity, RNA polymerase II-specific
Source: RefSeq, a predicted model, not a curated record